Molecule: messenger RNA, 3347 nt
Organism: Maniola jurtina (meadow brown)
Lineage: Eukaryota; Metazoa; Arthropoda; Insecta; Lepidoptera; Nymphalidae
Gene: Rpn2
Product: 26S proteasome non-ATPase regulatory subunit 1
Exons: 2
Coding region: 138-3140 (1000 amino acids)
Biological process (GO): regulation of protein catabolic process; proteasome-mediated ubiquitin-dependent protein catabolic process
Cellular component (GO): proteasome storage granule; nucleus; proteasome complex
Molecular function (GO): enzyme regulator activity
Source: RefSeq, a predicted model, not a curated record
UUUAGUUUGUCUCUGGUGCGAAAACAAAUUUGAUAAUUCAUCGCAUUUGUGAACUCAUAUUUUUUAUAAUUCGAUAUCUUGGAAAGCUAAAGUGAAACAAAGUAAAAUCUAAAGAAAAGUUAAAAAAAAAAACUAAAAUGAACAUAACAUCAGCUGCAGGGAUAAUAUCCCUGCUGGACGAGCCGAUGCACGAAGUGAAAGAGUUCGCACUAAAGAGGUUGGACAACAUCGUUGAUGAAUUUUGGCCCGAGAUAUCGGAAUCUAUUGAGAAAAUAGAAAUUUUGCACGAAGACAAGGUAUUUUCUCAGCACCAGCUCGCUGCAUUAGUGGCUAGCAAGGUUUAUUACCAUUUAGGAGCAUUUGAAGACUCCCUGACUUAUGCGUUGGGAGCUGGCAAUUUGUUCGACGUUAAUGCAAGAAAUGAGUAUGUGGACACGACGAUUGCUAAGGCUAUCGACUUCUACACGCAGAAGAGGAAGGCUCUAUUCAUUGAUGGUGCGGCGGAGCCCAUAGAUCCGAGAUUGGAAGCCAUUGUCAACCGGAUGUUCCAGCGAUGUUUAGAAGAUGGUCAGUACAGGCAAGCGCUGGGUCUGGCUUUGGAGACGCGCCGGAUGGACAUCUUCGAGGAGUCUAUCAUGAAAUCUGAUGAUGUAGCAGGUAUGCUUCAGUAUGCCUUUACGGUGGCAAUGAGUCUUCUCCAGAACAGAGGAUUCCGCAGCACAGUCCUUCGCUCUCUAGUGGGAUUAUACAGAAGUUUAACAACCCCAGACUAUGUCAACAUGUGCCAGUGUCUCAUUUUCCUAGAAGAUCCCCUUUCAGUAGCCGAAAUCCUUGAUAAACUUACCCAUGGUCCUCAAGAGUCUGUCCUCAUGGCAUAUCAAAUAGCUUUUGACUUGUAUGAUUCAGCCACACAGCAAUUCCUAGGGAGGGUCCUCCAAGCUCUUAGAAUAACUGCUCCAAUACCCAGUGCCCUUGGUGGAAAACCACAACCACAAGGUGGACCCUUCCCAGAGUCCUCCAUGGAAGUGGACCAACCACCUACAGAAGAAGCCAAGAAACCUGAACGAGAUAUAGACAGCCUCAAUGAUGAAGAAAAAGAACAUCAAAGGAGAGUAGAGAAACUAAUUUCCAUAUUAGGUGGUGAUGUAUCUAUAGGUUUACAAUUACAAUUUUUAAUUCGGUCAAAUCAUGCAGAUAUGCUUAUCUUGAAAAACACUAAAGAUGCCAUCAGGGUCUCAAUUUGCCACACGGCUACAGUUAUAGCUAAUGCAUUCAUGCAUGCAGGGACGACAAGUGAUCAGUUUUUGAGGGAUAAUUUAGAGUGGUUGGCAAGAGCUACAAACUGGGCUAAACUUACUGUGACAGCGUCGUUAGGAGUAAUUCACAGAGGUCAUGAAAAUGAAUCCUUAGCUCUGAUGCAGUCUUAUUUGCCUAAAGAAGCCGGGCCAUCGUCAGGGUAUUCUGAAGGAGGAGGUCUGUAUGCUUUGGGUUUAAUCCAUGCAAAUCACGGGGCCAAUAUCAUUGACUAUCUUUUAACUCAAUUAAAAGAUGCUCAGAAUGAAAUGGUUCGCCACGGAGGGUGUCUUGGUCUGGGCCUGGCUGCCAUGGGUUCCCACAGACAGGAUGUUUAUGAACAACUCAAGUUUAACCUGUAUCAAGAUGAUGCAGUGACUGGUGAAGCUGCAGGUAUAGCUAUGGGAAUGGUUAUGUUGGGCUCCCGACAUGCUGCAGCCAUUGAAGAUAUGGUUGCAUAUGCCCAAGAAACUCAGCAUGAGAAAAUUCUCAGGGGAUUAGCUGUGGGCAUUUCCUUCACGAUGUAUGGACGGCUUGAGGAAGCUGAUGCGCUAGUUCAACAACUGUUGAGAGACAAGGAUCCCUUGCUGCGCCGGGCUGGGUGCUACACCAUCGCCACUGCGUAUUGUGGAACUGGAAACAAUGAUUCCAUUCGUACUUUGCUCCAUGUCGCCGUUUCUGACGUCAAUGAUGACGUCCGUCGUGCCGCUGUUACGGCUCUCGGUUUCUUAUUGUUCAGAACACCUGAACAAUGCCCGUCUGUUGUUUCACUCCUAGCCGAAUCCUAUAAUCCUCACGUCCGUUAUGGCGCUGCUAUGGCUUUAGGUAUCGCCUGCGCAGGCACCGGGAACCGGGAAGCCAUUGGUCUUUUAGAACCUAUGGUCAAAUUCGAUCCCGUUAACUUCGUCAGACAAGGAGCACUGAUCGCGUCAGCCAUGAUCUUAAUUCAGCAAACUGAAGCUCUUUGCCCCAAAGUCACAUAUUUCCGACAACUCUACGCCCAAGUUAUUUCCAACAAACAUGAAGAUGUCAUGGCCAAAUUCGGCGCCAUACUCGCCCAAGGGAUUAUUGACGCAGGCGGUCGUAAUGUUACUGUUUCUCUUCAAAACAGAACUGGUCACAUGAAUAUGUUAGCUGUAGUUGGCAUGUUGGUAUUCACUCAGUACUGGUACUGGUUCCCACUCGCUCACUGCCUCUCGCUGGCUUUCACGCCGACCUGUUUGAUUGCCCUCAAUUCUGACUUGAAAAUGCCUCAGCUGGAACUUAAGUCGAACUCGAAACCAUCGCUCUAUGCUUACCCAGCACCGCUGGAAGAAAAGAAACGCGAAGAGAGGGAGAGAGUAACUACCGCUGUACUGAGUAUUGCCGCAGCGAGGGCACGCAGGCGAGCGCAUACAACUGAGGGAUCUACCAGCAGUAGUGUGACAUCCUCUACAACUUCAAAAAUGGAUGUGGACGAAGAGGAAAAGAAACCAUCCAAAUCACCCAAUCCCAGUAUCACAGUUCACGCCAAAUCUGACAAGGACGCUGGAACAUCUAAAGAUGCAAAGAAGGAAGAGAAAGAGGGAGAGGAAAAAGAGAGCAAGGAAAAGAAGGAGCCCGAACCGAACUUUGAAAUACUCAGCAAUCCCGCCAGGGUUAUGCGCCAGCAGCUGAAGACCUUGUCUGUUGUUGAAGGUUCUGGAUACACCCCAUUGAAGGAUGUUACUAUUGGAGGCAUUGUUAUGUUGAACCACUCUGGUGAUGACGAACAAGUCCUUGUGGAACCAGUAGCAGCUUUUGGUCCAAAAACAGAGGAAGAAAAGGAACCUGAGCCUCCUGAAGCUUUUGAGUACUUAGAUGAAUAGAAAUAAAAAUAAAGCCUCGGGCUAAUUACUUUAAUGCUUAAAAUAUUACUUAUGUAGAACAGAAUUAUUACUAUUAUUGUGAAUCACUAAAAUGUAUUGAACUGCAGUCAGCAUUACUGUAAUUAACUAUGGAAGUACCUACACGAAUCACUAACUGCAAAUGAAAAAUCAUUUUUCUCUUGAAAAUAAAUGAUUUUAAUAAUAAAA